This is a messenger RNA of Haemonchus placei, 699 nucleotides long. Lineage: Eukaryota; Metazoa; Nematoda; Chromadorea; Rhabditida; Trichostrongylidae. The record is from the annotation of a GenBank genome assembly.
GAUAUAUUGUGUAGACAAGUAAUGAAGAACAAGAUCAACUCGUUGGGGACAUACAGUAGAAUACAUCCACCACCUUCAAUAGCUGAUCGAGCCGUUGUUGGUCUCUGUUGGGCUCUACUGUUAUUGACAUUUCCAAUUUCAUUGUUCUUCUGCGUCAAAAUCGUCAGCGAGUACAAAAGAAUGGUUAUUUUCCGUCUCGGCAAGAUCUGGAAGUCUCGUGCAUGUGGUCCGGGAGUGGUAACAAUGAUAUAUGACGUGCCGACUCAAGAGCUGUUAACAUUAGACUGUGUUACGGUGGCUGUCGAUGCAGCUGUGUACUACAAAGCUAGGGAUCCCAUCGCUUACCUUUCGGAAGUGCAUGACGCUCACUAUUCAACGAGGCAAUUAGCUCAAGCCACUCUACGGAACACGCUUGGCACAAGGACAUUGGCCCAAAUUAUGUCAGAUCGGAAUGAAAUAGCUGAACACAUGGAGUACAUUCUUGAUAGAGCUACGUCCAUCUGGGGAAUUAGUGUUGAACGAUUUGUAAUCAAGGAUGUUCGCCUUCCAACAGAUCUGUGCAGGGCCAUGGCUACCGAGGCCGAAGCCGUCAAAGCAGCAGAAGCGAAACUAAUUUUUGCCCUCGGAGAGCUCAGUGUACGUGUUUUUCUGUACUUCUGUAGUAAUAGAAUCAAUCUAAAUAAUCCUUUGAAGCUAUGA